This is a messenger RNA of Hypanus sabinus (Atlantic stingray), 2705 nucleotides long. RefSeq names its product calmodulin-regulated spectrin-associated protein 3-like. Gene Ontology annotation, molecular function: calmodulin binding; microtubule minus-end binding. Lineage: Eukaryota; Metazoa; Chordata; Chondrichthyes; Myliobatiformes; Dasyatidae. The record is from RefSeq and is a predicted model, not a curated record. Gene Ontology annotation, biological process: negative regulation of microtubule depolymerization; cytoplasmic microtubule organization. Gene Ontology annotation, cellular component: microtubule minus-end. The transcript is spliced from 5 exons. Bases 453 to 2135 code for a protein of 560 amino acids.
CUCUCGCCUGCAGCCCGGCCGAGGCAGACGGACCGUACAGUGGGGGGACGGACUGUCCGGAACUGCUUCACACGUCCUGUCCGUUGCUGAGAGAUGGAGUCGAAGCUGCUGCUUCUGGGAUCAGGCCCACUCCUGGGUCUCUUGUGGGGCAAGGGGCUGGGGUUGUUUCUGGCCCCACACCAGGGACCCCGGCUAGUCCUGUGAUUAGACGCACAGUGGAGGAGGGUGUCGAGCCUAAGCCUGAGUCUGGGGUCGGCCCCCCAGCUGAGGAUGGGGUCAGCCCUGCUAAUGGGCCUGGUGUUGUGACUGGCUCCAGUUCCACAUCAGGAAUCCUGGCUGGCUCUGGACCUGGGCUGGGUCCCACACAGCUGAUCCUGGUGGAGGUUGCCCACCCGCCUCCUCCUGGCUUUGGCCUCUUUGAUGGGGGUCCCGGUAUUCCGGCACCGCAGAUCAUGGGCCCCCGUAGGAGGGGAAGGGGCCUGCGCAACAGCUUCACCAUUCUUGAGAGGUCCCAGGCUUUGGCCUGCUCAGAGAGCAGGGGCCUGCCCGUCAUCGACUGGGGUGGGGGUGCUUAUGGGGAUCCCACUGACUGGGCAGGGCCUGGUCAGGGAGCACAGGGGGAUCCCAUCCUUGGGGAUGAGUCUGGUGAGGAGGGGCUGGGAGAAGAGGCAAGUCAACAUCCCACUAACGGAGCAGAGGCUGGAGGAGAUCUCACGGAGUCACAAGCUGGCUGGGAGCCCGAGGGAGACCCCACAGAUGCACAGGAAGAUCCCUGCAGCGGCAAUGAUUCUGGUCAGGGGAGGCCGGUCUGCCGGCGACUGACGUAUGUUAUAAAGUCACGUGGGGAAGAGAAAGAGAGCCAGUCCUUGAGGGAGGGAGAGUCCCAGGGUGAGGAGAAGCAGCCCUGGCCCCUAGAGGAGGCAGAGGCCAAAGCUGAGGAGGUGGUGCCUCGAGGAGAGGGGGAAGCGGAGGUCUCUCCCCAGGCUGACAGUCCCAAGUUGACCAGCUUUGCAGAGCAGAAGCAGUUGAGGGAACGGAGGCCGAGGUGGGGGCCGCAGGCGGUUCCGCGGCGGUCAGCAGGCUCCCGGCCGUGCCCAGAAUGGGCCCAGGUGCGGCGGGGGCUGGAGCUGAAGCAGGAGGAGAUCCGGGCCCGACUGGAGGCCCGUGAGGCCCGGCUGGGCCGUCGCUGGCAAAGCCUGGGCCGCAGGGCCUACUGCCGCCUGCUGAAGCUGGCGGGACGCGGUACUGAGGCCGAGGCCCAGGCCAGGCCUGAAGCCUGGGAUAAUUCCCUGGCAGCCGCCCAGGCCCAGCUGCAGGAACUGGGGCUGCAGGACGGCCGCAGUGAGUGGGCAGGGACGGGGAGGAUCCUGGGGGUGGAAGCAGUGCCAGAGGCAGGGAGGGUGAGCGGGGACUGGGCCCCACAGGAAGCAGCAACAGCAAGCCCCUCCGGGGCGGUGAAGAAUCUCAGCACUGCAGCAUGGAAACUUCUGCGGAGCAGUGGACAGGAGAGCGGGAGGCCAAAGGUGGAUCCUCCGGACCGGCUGCGACCCUCGUCCCUUGACCCCAGCGGUGACCGUAGUCUCCCGACUGGCCAGCAGGAGGCAACGCCGAGGCAGAGACGCGGGGAGAGCCGACGGGAGCGUCUGCUGACUCGGCCCAGAGCGGACGGGGAUGGUGAUCGCAGCGGUGGCUCGGUGCUGCCCCCUGCUGAGCCGACAGGUCUGCGGCUGUACAAGGAGCCAAGCUCCAAGUCGAACCGACUGAUCCUACACAAUGCGUUGACCCACUGUUGCCUGGCUGGAAGGGUCAACGAGGUGCAGCGGACCCGCGUAAUCCAGGAGCUGGCGAGCUGCGAGCAUGCCCAAUGCUUGAUUCUGUUCCGGGACCAGCACUGUCAGUUCCGCGCCCUCUACUCGCUGAGCAGCGAUUCCCUGCACAUCCAGCGGCUGUGGGGCAUCGGACCCCGGCACAUCCACACUGACAUGAUUGACCGUCUCUACAAGUACAACUCCGAUCGGAAGCAGUUCCAUCCCAUCCCCUCCAGGAUCAUCUCGCCCAAUGUCGAUGCGCUCACCAUUCACGGUCACCUGUGGUCAGCCAGGAAGAAAUCUGCCCUGGGCAGCGAGCGCAGGUGAGCACUGCCCAGACUGGCAGCUUUGUCCAGCCAACGUGCCUUUAACUUGUGGGUGUCAGAGACUCACCUUAUUUAUUUUAACAUCAAAAUCAGCCUGAAGAAAUACAGCAUGACAUCUAAAAACUGGGAAGACAUUGCACUCGUUAGCUUGAAGAGGGAGAUUAACCUCUGCUGUGCCGCGGAAAGGAGAGGCCAGACAACAGACCCAACCACUAACCACAGACUCCACUUUUACCCACAGCGCUCCGGAGUGCGUGGAUCCCGGACUGGCCUCCGGAGCCUCGUACUCCCAUCACCUCCUGUUCACUUACAGCUCUUGUCUUGUUCCUCUGCCCCCUCCCCAUGAAUGAUUCUCUAGCAGGUAACACAACACUCCCCACGUUUACCAGCUCUCCCAGUGGGCUGGGAGCCUGCUGCCCUGCCGUGGGAGUUGAGCACUCUUCCUGCCUGAACCGCCAGUGAGGGGACGCACUGCAAACUCCACUCCAUGUAGCUCUGGUACUGCCGGCAAUUGUCUUGUUCCAACUGUGCAAGGUUUCUUUUAAACAUUUAAUAAAUUCCUGAAUGUUGA